AGCACGUGUCGGCGACUACCGGCCAGUCAAUGCCGCGGCGCGAGCCAACGUCGGAGCUGCAGAGACCUGGCGCUUUCAUCAUGCCGGCGGCACCGCCGGCGGACACCGCGCGGAAAGCGACAUAGUCGACCCGUCGUCCGCCUGCUGGUCGCUGUUCGACGUGGCGACGGCCGGCAUUGUCAGGCGUGGCGCCGCAGUCUCCGUCAAGCAUGCAGCCACGAGAACCCGGCGAGGAUGAGACGGCGAGGGAAGGCGGCCGCACAGACGAGGUCGUCCCUCGCGACUUUACGCUCACUGCGGCAGCGUGGUCGCUCCCCGUCCAUCGGGAGGCAUUCGCGAAUCUGCACGCUCGGACGCACGUCGAGACCUACCACCACCACUGCCAAGUACUAUUAACCAUGGGCUGCGCUCAAUCCACCGCUGCGAAGGACCCGGCUGAGACGACGCCCGCUGAGACGACGCCUGCCGAGGUCGUCGCCACGGAGACCAAGGCCGAGGAGACGCCCGCCGCCACCGAGGAGGCUACUGAAGAGGAGAAGCCUGCCGACGCCGCUGCCGCCGAGGAGGCCACGGAGAAGGUUGCUGAAGAGGAGAAGAAGGACGAGAAGGUUGAAGAGGAGAAGCCUGCUGAGACCGCCGCUGUCGAGGAGGAGAAGCCUGCUGAGGCCGCCGCCGCCGCCGUUGAGGAGAAGCCUGCUGAGGUCGAGAAGCCCGUCGAGGCUGUCGCUGAGGAGGCCGCCCCCGCCGUCGAGGAGCCCAAGGCCGAGGAGGCUGCUAAGGAGGAGCCCAAGGCCGAGGAGGCUGCCAAGGAGGAGGCGAAGGUCGAGGAGCCCGCCAAGGAAGUGGAGCCCAAGGCCGAGGAGGCUGCCAAGGUGGAGGAGCCCAAGAAGGAGGAGACCGCCACCGCUUAAGUUACAGACGUCGCUGCUGCGUUGCCCGCUCGAGACGACCCCCGAGAGCGUGCGGGCUCGCACGUCCUUAUUUUGCCAAUAAACUCUGUAUU
Messenger RNA from Phytophthora sojae, 1003 nucleotides. RefSeq lists its product as hypothetical. The coding region runs from base 210 to 911 and encodes 233 amino acids. The record is from RefSeq and is a predicted model, not a curated record. NCBI's taxonomy places the organism in Eukaryota, Oomycota, Peronosporomycetes, Peronosporales, Peronosporaceae. The transcript has a single exon.